AUGGCGGGACCGCGGGACGUGGCCGGGCUGCGCCUCUGCCCGGCCGAGCUGCGCUUCAUGGACGCGGUGCCCGGGGGCCGGUACCGGGCGCUGCUGAGCGUCCAGAACCUGCAGCCGGGGAGCCGCCGCCUCCAGCUGCUGCCGCCGCGCCGCGCCCAGUUUAAAUUGAUUGUGGAAAAUCCAGAUAAACCUGUUGCAUCUGGUCUUCAAGUUACAGCUACUGUGGAAUAUCAUCCUGACAGUGAGGAGGACCUUCGAGAUAGACUACUCCUUCUGGUAGAAGAAGAUGUAAUUGAGAUCCCUCUGAUAGGAUUAAUUCCAUGCUGUUAUCUGGAAAUUGAGCCGGAGAUUAAUUUUGGCACAGUGAUUGCAAACAGUAAAGUAAUUAGUAGAGAGAUUAGUAUUACUAACCAUGGAUCAUCUCCAGGUGCAUUUAAAAUAGACUACAACGGAAGUGUCCCUGUUAACAUAGUACCUACCAGUGGAGUGGUGGAACCCAAAACAUUACAGUUGGUUAAAGUGGAUAUCUGUACAGAUAUACCCAGAAUCAUUAGGGAAGUGGCAAAAGUGGAAUUGCAAGGUCGUGGUAUUACAAACUUAAGGAUAGAAGCUCAUGUAGUUGAACAAGUUCUUGAAUUAGUAGGUGUGUCUCAUGAAAACACACUAGAAUGUAUUCAUUUUGGAUCUGUCUAUUUUGGAACUUCAAAUACUGAACAAGUGGUUCUGUACAAUAAAAGCCCAGAGACCAUGAACUGGGUGGCAGUACUGGAGGACGAUGCUGUUGGAGGAGAGAUGGGCACACAUCUUCAGAAGAGUACUGAUGCUGUUUUACAAGAAUUGAGCUUCAUAAAUAGAACCAAAGAACUAGAUGUUUCAACUUUGAUCUCCUGCAUUCCCAACCAAGGAACCUUGCUACCUUAUCAGAAAACUGUGGUUACACUGUGCUUUAGUCCAAAGCAAUUUAAAAGAGACAUUGGACUUACUGAAUUUCCACCAAGACAAGAUUAUGCACUGUUUUUGAGGUUUGAGGCCAUAGGAAGUAAAGAUAGCUUUCUGCAGGCUCUGAAUGGUGACAGCAUAACAAUCAAAGAGACUCAUCCUCAUCAUGUGGAGUUAGCUUUGACAGGUUCAGGGCUUCCUGUCAUGUUAACUUUCAGUCCAGGACCAGUUGUUAAUUUUAUGGACUGUUUCAUGGGUGAACACACAGAGAUUAUGUGCACUCUCAAAAAUGAAUCUGAGUCACUUCCAGUAACAUUCAGCUUCCACAAGAUAGCGCAUUUUAAUAUUUGUCCCGAAAAAGGGAAAGUAAAAGAAAAAUGUACAAAGGAUGUGAUGUUUUCAUUUGCUCCACGUCAAGCAGGAACCUUUAAAGCGAAGCAAGUCGUAGAUAUUUUCGGUUCAGUGGCAGAGGAAGAUAACUUACUGUCUUUGAAGAUCAAACCCUUUCAUCAAAUACAUUUAAGUUUUACUGGUGUAUGCAAACCGAAAACCAAGAAAAUGAUGUUUAAAAUCAACCCUGGCAUAACACCAAUGAUUACCAAUGCAACUGGACAGUUGGUAGCUGAUGAGAUUGGGCGAUUUAUUGAUUUUGCACCAGUAGCAAUGCUUCGAUCAGCUCAAACACAGAUGCAUACUCACCAGAUAAAUAGGGACUGUAAAAGUGAUGCACUUAUAGCCUUUCCUAAUGAUCGCUCAGCCAGCAUUAGGCCCAGUGAACGACAUAAAAAAUAUAGGACUAUUUUUACGAAAGCUGACCGAUAUCAUUAUGUGGAUCCAGAUUUUGCUUAUACUGACUAUGAAGAACUGGAAAAGCAAGCACAUAAGGAAUACUAUGCAGAUUUUAUUCAAAGUUUAAGACAGCGUCGCUUACAAAAAGAAGCUACUAGGAAAUAUAACAGUCUUAACAAUCCUGUGAACAUAGGCCUAAAACCAGCUUCAGGGCUCAGGUCACCAAAGAUCACAAUGACAGAUUUACAGAAGGAGAAGCCGAAACUAGAAACAACUCCUUUAAAUGAGGACUGCCUGCUAAGUAGUCGAAAGCUGGCAGCAAUUGAAUCUGAAUCCUUAGCCAAAGAGGUUUAUGACGGGCUUAAUGCUGUACCAUCUUCUCCACAAGAGAAAGAAGAUUGUAAUAUAACUUUGACACCAAAACAGCUUUAUCAGAUAAUCAUUGGUCCCUCCACCAUAGACUUUGGUGAAGUUUGUGUGCACUCUGCAUCUACGAGAAAAAUGCAUAUCAUCAAUAAUCUGCCUGUGCACAUCUGGAUACAAGUAGAAAUUGAAAGUGAGGAGCUACAGCAGACUAGUCCAUUGUCCCAUGUGUUGCCACCUCUUUCGAAGACUUACAUUCCAGUAGUAUUUGAGACUAAUACCUUGGGGAAAUUUCAGAAGUCUUUCACUUACACAAUAAACAACAAACAUACUGGUCAUGUGCUGGUAGUUGCAAAAGCAGUGCCAGUUGCCCUUGAGCUAUCUGCAAGGGAGCUGAUUCUAAAUCCAACCCCUGGUUUCCUUGUGGAAACAAGCUUUAGAACAACGGUCAGAUUAUCCAAUCGCAGAAACUGUCUUGCUGAAUUCAGUUGGAAACCUAUAGUCACAGAUAAAGGAAUAGCAUUUUCUAUACGGCCAGCCAAAGGUAUUGUAGAAGCAUACAAAGACCUGGAGUGUGAAGUGGUUUGGCAUCCAGGUUUCUGCUCUCCAGAAACAGGAGAAUUCAAUCUGUGUGUACAUCAGGGAAACACACUUAAGCUAAAAUGCUUUGCAAAGCUUGGACCUACCAGUAUUCAGUUUAUGGAACAAAGGAUACCUUUCAAUCAUGCUCCUCUAGGAUUAACUACGUGCAAGACAGCCAUUCUUCAAAACACAGGACAUAAUCAUGCAUACUUCCAGGUUCUUGAUUUGAACCCCCUGCCUGGAAUGACUAUCACUCCUUCUCAGGGGGUAGUACCUGUUGGAGGCCACGCUGAUCUCAAAAUCGACUUCACCCCCAAUGCAGUAAUGAAAUUUGAUACCAGAGUGGAGGUAGCCAUCCGCCAUGGAAAAGUAUUGGAAUUUAGGAUUGGUGGAUCUGUAGAGGCCCCUGAAAUAGGCAUUAGUGUAGAAUCCUUUAACUUCCAUGGUGUUUAUGCUGGUUCCACCCAAGGAAUUCCCUUUUUGCUUCAGAACAAAGGAGUAGCACGAGCAAGGGUGGAGUUUGAUUUAUCCAAAUAUAAAGACUUUACACUGAACUUCAAAGACCAGUCAGUGGUUGAUUAUUAUCCUCCGAGGCCGUAUUUGUAUUCUGUGGUGGUAGAGGGGAAGUCAACUCUGCAAUGUUUGUUGUACUUCACACCAAAAGAAGUGGCAGCAUAUGACUUCAGUCUUCCAGUGAACAUUAAUUUCAGUGAGGUUCCAUCUUCUCAGCAAAGCACUACAGCUACGACACCUUCUGGGUCAGGAAAGCACAUAAUUGUUCCUCGUCCUCAAAUUCUGUCUAUUACUGCUCCAUUAUGUACAGUUCAAGCAACUGUACUGCAGCCUCCACUUGAGUUCUCCACUUCAGAGCUGGUAUUUCAGUCAAGAAGCAUACAUUUAGAGAUUGCUGAUGAAAGUCUGAGCACUCAGAAGUUUGACCUGAAGAACACCUCAAGGCAACCGGUAACAUGGCAAUUAGAUCUUGAUGGUGCAGGAAAAGCCAUAGAAGAUGGCAUUUUUAAAUUUAGUCUGUGUGCUGGAGUUCUUGAUCCAGGACAAAAAACUAGUAUCACCGUAGGCUUCUGCCCAUCUUAUCCUGGGACGUAUGAAGCUGAAGUGCCAGUGUUUCUGAAUGAUAACCCAUCUCAUUGCAAACUAUUAACUCUGUCUAGUACUGUCAAGUCACCUAAGAUAAACUUCGAUCCCCCGUUUUUGAUAUUGAUGCCUGUUCCUCUGGAUAUGAAAACUGAGAUGUAUGUCAAUAUUAUUCCAAAAGACUACUCAAGGCCGUCAGCACUACAAGUUGAAAUUCCAGAGCUUGAACUUGAAGAUGGUGACAAGAUUAAUCCCCUUUCUGUGCAGUUUCCAAGUGGCCAAGUUAUUGCAGUCUCACCAGAGGGGACAAAUGUAGGACUCACUUGUCAUAUCAGCUUCAGGUCAUCUAGGCCAGUGUCAUUUUUAAGGAACAUAUUCUUCAUCGAUGAUGAAAAAAACAGGUUCUCGCUUCAGGUUGCUGCCACAGCAGAGAACUGCCUUCUUACUGUAUAUCCAUACCUGGCAUUCCACUGCACAGACCAACAAAUUGUCUUGAGAAGUGACAAUAAUGGGAUAAUCUACAACAAUGGAGAAGCUGUUUUGCAUCCCUGUUACACUCCAGGAUCACUGUCCCAUAGUACUUCCUCCAGUUCCCUCUAUGCAGUCACUAACUCAGCCUAUGAAGGUUCUUCUUCAGAAUCGGAAAAUAUGCUUGAAAAUGAAUGGGUGAAGAAGGAUGAAGCUGACAGCCAAAGUCAGGAGAGAGAAAAUAAAUUUCAACUAUCGCUUUUUCCUGACGAAGACAGAGAGGAACACAUCUUCUUUCAGAAAGUGAUAACUGCAGUUCAGAACUGGUUCACUCUUUUUGGUUGGUCUAAGGGACCUAAUCCUAUUUCUAUUCCCCACUCAUUAAGACGUGAUGUGUGUAAAAUCCAGAUGACUUCAUCUGAUGAAAAAGUUAUUAAACAAAACCUCGGCAAAGAUACAAAGACUGUUUAUGACAUGCUACUCCAUCUGAGUGGACAGUUGCUACCAGGAAUUACUUCGAGCCAGUCAUUGCCCUCUGAUCCUAUUGAACGAGUAAUCCAGCUCCACUGGCAGCAUUCUACAAUGCUCACUUUCCUCAAAAGCCAAGGAGCAUGCCUUCCUCAUGUUAUGCCUGAAUUUCUGCUUGAACCUGAUGAAUAUAAGAAAUGGAUUGGAUUGCAAAUUGCAUUGAAGGUUCAGAUGACUGAGCUGCAAAAAGCUAACAUGAAGAACUCUGAAAUUUUUAACAAUAAGAGUCUGUUUGUUUUGGAUGACAAUGAAUUCGAGACCAUGAGCAAACGUGUAUGGACCGAUGUACUACUCCAGGUAUACAAGGUGUUGGUCCUUGCACGUGUAUCAUCACUUACUAUCAGUAAUCUGUUGAGCUCAGAAAGCCUGCAAAGCAUGCCAAGAAUAAAUGCUGAGCCUUUAUCCAGUAAUAUAUAUUCUCCAUCUGAAAGACUCCUCCUUACCUGGCUGAAUACACAUUAUGAGAAAACCAGAAAAAUUGUGUGGAAAGACUGUCAAAAAGGUGAAGUACCACCUAUGAGAUGGAUAGUAAAUUUUGACAGAGAUCUUCUAGAUGGUCUAGUAUUGGCAGCACAGGUGGCAGCUUAUUGCCCAUAUUUGAUUCCAACUCACUUUACGAAUAUGUAUACUAAUCCGGGAACUCCUGAACAAUGUCUGCACAAUUGCUUGAUACUCGUGAAUGCUUUUCAUGCCAUCAGCCUUGAUAUAGGUGUACAGGCCACCGACGUCUGUGAUCCAAACCCAGUCAUGAUGCUUAUGCUCUGCGUCUAUUUAUACGAAAGGCUCCCUCAGUAUUUACCCAAGAAGACUGUUGAAUUUACUGGAGCUUUCCAUGCUACUGUUGUUAGACAGGUGCGUCUGAAAAACCCAAGCUUUAAACCUUUGGUGUACAACGCUACAAUUGUAGGAAGAGAGUCUGCUGAUUUCUUAUUACCUAAAGGAAACACUGUCCUCAUUGCCCCAAAGAGCCAAAUAAAUAUAAAUGUGGAAUUCACUAGUCGCUUUCUACAUCCUGCUGAAGCAAUGUUGUUGUUGGUUUCGAAGACUGUAAGUGGAGUAGGAGGUACAACAAUGACUUUCUCUCUGAAAUCUAAAGUCAGCCGUAUUGACCCUGCUGGUGUAUUAAAAUGCAAAUCUCCAUGUUAUGAACGGAAGAAAGUUAGUCUGAAUGUUACUAGUCCCUUCAGAACUGAUGGAAUAUUCAGGGUUAUUUUAGUGGAAUCUACAACUUACUUAACUGUACCUGAGCAAUUGCAUCAAGCCAGCCAAGUAAAGCAAGGCAAAACACACAGUUCUGAAUGUAAUGUACUGAAUAGUACAAGUGACGUGGGAGGUGAAGAUGUACUGUGUCACAAAGAGAACAACUCAAAUGGCUUUAAUCGAUUCAAUCACCUACAAGAGUUCUUCAGUCCAGUGUGCACAUUGUACUUAGAAGGGAGAAGUUCUGCAAACCUGGAUCUUUACUUUCUUCCUUUUAAUCUGGAAAAGCGCUAUUGCACCAUCAUUCUGGUCAAUGACCUGGUUGGAGAAUUUGUUUACCUGGUAGAGGGAACAUGUGGCAUACCUUUGCCUUCAGGCUUGCUUCCGAUGGAUAGUCCAAAUGUUCUGCGCAUUAGCAGUACUUUAAAAGGUCGCAGUGCAGUACAGCCAGUUCUGUGCUUGAAAUGCAGUCUCACCGAUACUCUUGAAGAAAAGCUGAAGAUCCCGUUGAUUAAUGAAGCUAGGGAGAAGGCUCUGGCCAUUGCAGCACAGCAGCAGAUGUCAGCUCUCGAACACAAGCGAAGAAAGGUCACAGGAACACUGGAGAGCAGCAGUGUUCGAGUUGCAGUUGCAGCCUUAGGGCUGUCCAGAAUUGAGAGAGAUGCACUGUAUAGGCCUACUAAAUACCCCGAAAAGUUAAAAUCUGUGGACUACAGUAUAGAAGUGAGCAUGCCAGAAUAUUUUGAAAUCCCUGAAAAACUCUCUAUUCCCGUGUCAGCAACAAGCAAAGUUAAUUCUAAAGCCUUUUCAGAGGAAGACCAUCAGGCUGUGAAAGCAACAGAUAAGGAUACAGCAGUUGAACUUCCUAUAAAGUUUACUCCACAAUAUCCUGGUCGCUAUCCCUGCCAGAUUCUGCUGCGAUCUUUCUAUGAUAUUCGGGUCUACUUGAUUGAGUGUGUGGUGAAUACAGACAGUGCUGAGGCUGAGCUUGAAUUUGUAACCCCAGCCUAUCAGUCCGUGAUUCAGGACAUACCAAUAAGUAAUAUGUCUAAUCAGGACUGGAAACUUCAAGCAAUCCUAGAGGGACAUUGUUUUUAUGGCCCUCCUCUCAUAUAUGUGGGUCCAGGUGAAACAACACAGUAUCCUCUCAUGUUUAAUCCCAUUGCUGAGUGUGUCACUCUGGGCAAGCUUAUUCUACAAAAUGAAACAGAUGGGACUGAACACAUCUUUGGCCUUAAGGGAAUAGGGAGGAAACCUCUUGCACUGGAUCAUAUCGUAAUAAACUGUCAAGUGAGACAAAUUACUCAGAAGGUCCUAAUGGUGCCCAAUUAUACAAAGAACAAGUUGACAUACAAGGUGACUUCAGAUCUUCCAAUGGUGGCUGGUAUUCCAAACCUCACUGUAGAAGCUGAUGACACAGCCGCUUACACUCUGAAUGUAUCUGCAUGGAAACGAGGAAUAUUUAAAGGUGUAAUUUCAUUUAUUGUCGAAGUUGAAGAACAACAGCAGUCUCGACAUAACAGCUCACCGGAGGAGACAGAUGGUGAACAGGCCCUUCAGAAAUUGUCAACAGAGACAUCACAAACUGUUGAUGCAGCAAACACUGGAGGAAAUUCUUCAUGUUGCAAAGUGUGGUUUUCCUUGGAGAUUAAUAGUGUACCUUGUGCACCUGAAAGAACCCUGGAUGUGAAGUGUGCAGCUCUGGAUACCAUUGGCAUUGAAAUUCCCAUCACUAAUCCUACACCUGAAACUCUACAGUUAGAUGUAGUGUUAAUGGGUGCUGCACUUAGUGGAGAAACAAUUCUUGUUCUUCAGCCAAAAGAAACUCUGUCCUAUGAAGUAAAAUAUUCCCCAGCUAGUACUGGCACUUCAGAAGGAAGGAAAGCUCAAACAGAUUCAACCAUGGAGCCUCUAGGCUGUGAGGUGCAGCGACUGCAGGUCUGGUUGCUGGAGCCGCCUGUGAUCCUGCAUGAGAAGGUCCGGGAAGAGUGGCAGGAUCAGGAACAGUCCAUAUGUCCUCUCAGUGCAUCUGUCCUGCAUCGCUCCAGCAGUAAGGAGUUUGCUUUCUAUCUUCCACUGAAGCAGACGCAAGCAAUCCCACUACCUCCAAAAGGUAAACUGGACAUCCCGGUGUUGUUUGUGCCUGACACAAUGAAAUUGUAUGAAGCUGUGGUGAUUGUUCAUGUAGUGAAGAAGAAUGGUGAAAACUGGCCCUAUGAUGAUCCUGCUGAAUUAAACAAAGAACUGAAAAGCAUCACCACGUCAGAGAAUGGGGAAAUCCAUGGAAUAUGCUGGAUCUACCCAAUUCAUGGAAUCCCUGAAGCACAACCGUAUAAAUCAGCACCAGCUGUUGUAUGCUGUCGAGCCAGAAACAGAGUGGAGGAGCGAGUGGAAGUUCUGUUAACUGGUGUGGUUCCUGGAACAACUGCUAUGCCAGCAGCAAAAAAUGUUAUGAUCACCACUAAAAUUAAGACACCCAGUGUCCAGGAUGAAGUUCAGGUUACUGCCGGUUUUUCUACAACAGAUGAAUUUCUGUAUGAAAUUCAAUAUGAAUCUAAUAAAGUUAAAUCUCAGCUAGAGUCUUCAGUGGCUAUAAAUCUGGUGCAAAAAGAUCGGGAUGCAGAGUCCGGGAUUAUAACACUGACCUUCAAUAUCGUAUUUGCACCUAACAAACCAAUGAGGAAUUCAGCAACAUUGGUGGUACGGUGCACUACAGGUGGUGUCUGGAAGUUUCCAAUACUGUUACUUGCCACUGAGCCAGAAGUAGACGAUGUCAUCAAUAUUGAAGCAGCCGGCUUAAACAAAGAAUCAGUGAUUGGCUUUAGGCUUACAAGUCAGACAAGGUAUCCAGAACCAUUCACUGCAUACUUCCUGCCAGGCAGUGACCCAGAGUUUGUUGUAUUGCCUCAAGCUGGGGAACUUCUUCCACUUGACACUGUUGGAACCCGUAUAACCGUUGGAUUCAAGCCAAGUAUGUACAGCAAGAAGCAUAAAGCAACUUUAGUAAUUCAGACAGCAUCAAUGCAAUGGACAUAUGAGAUCAAUGGGCUGCCUCCACAGACCACACCACCGACUGCGUCAGCAAAAGUAGUUUCUACUAGUGGUUACAUGAGGUCAGCCACAGUUCGACAGCGCAACUUUUUACGUGAAAAUCUGAAGCUAAUUACCACUGGAGUAUCCUCCCCUGUCAAAGGUAGAAGUCCAGAGCUCUAUGGACGUUGA
Messenger RNA from Terrapene triunguis (Three-toed box turtle), 9186 nucleotides. RefSeq names its product cilia- and flagella-associated protein 47. The transcript is spliced from 62 exons. The record is from RefSeq and is a predicted model, not a curated record. The coding region runs from base 1 to 9186 and encodes 3061 amino acids. Gene Ontology annotation, molecular function: protein binding. Lineage: Eukaryota; Metazoa; Chordata; Testudines; Emydidae.